Haemonchus placei is the source of this 126-nucleotide messenger RNA. The record is from the annotation of a GenBank genome assembly. Lineage: Eukaryota; Metazoa; Nematoda; Chromadorea; Rhabditida; Trichostrongylidae.
AUGCUACGCCCUUACACAACAAACCAGAAGACUUGCUUCGAUGUAGAAAGGUAUCUUUUUCUAUUUGUAGGUUGUACACUUGUUCUGCGACUUCCAUUUCGUCUAAUUGUAACAACUAAUAUUUGA